Molecule: messenger RNA, 636 nt
Organism: Lactuca saligna
Lineage: Eukaryota; Viridiplantae; Streptophyta; Magnoliopsida; Asterales; Asteraceae
Source: the annotation of a GenBank genome assembly
AUGCCGACCACCUUUGAACGGAAUCUCAAUCUAUGUUUCACUAAAAUCAAACGCCCCCAAUCACCACCACCAUCUCCUCCUCCUCCUCCUCCCCACCGCCAUCGCCACCACCAUCGUCGCCGCCACUCCGAACCAUCCCUACACAAUCCCAAAUCUAACCUCAUCAAAAACUUCAACACUCUCUAUGACAUUCCCCCCGCCUCCGAUUCUGACGAUUCAUCAGUCAUCACCGCCCCUGAUUUCUCCACCGCCAUCGCUUCCAAUCGCUUCUUCUUCUCCUCCCCCGGCCGCUCCAAUUCCAUCAUCGAAUCCUCCUCCCCCUCCACCUCCUCUCUAGCCUCCACCUCUUACACUCCUGAGGAUGCCACCGACGGUUUCGUCGGUGGCGGCGUUGCGAUCCCGACGAUCUCGCCGGACCCAUACUUUGACUUCCGGAAAUCGAUGCAGGAAAUGGUGGAGGCACGUGACCUCGUCGAUGUACGCGCCAACUGGGAUUACUUGCACGAGCUACUCACGUGCUAUCUGGAUUUGAACCCGAAAAGUGCUCACAAGUUCAUCGUCGGAGCUUUCGCGGAUCUUCUCGUUACUCUCAUGGAAUCGACGACGGCGGAAAACGGUGGACGCCGGAAUGUAUAA